Messenger RNA from Fundulus heteroclitus (mummichog), 1095 nucleotides. It is a transcript of the gene cldna, whose product is annotated as claudin a. Gene Ontology annotation, molecular function: structural molecule activity. Gene Ontology annotation, cellular component: bicellular tight junction; plasma membrane. Bases 96 to 719 code for a protein of 207 amino acids. The transcript has a single exon. Gene Ontology annotation, biological process: cell adhesion; bicellular tight junction assembly. Lineage: Eukaryota; Metazoa; Chordata; Actinopteri; Cyprinodontiformes; Fundulidae. The record is from RefSeq and is a predicted model, not a curated record.
GACCCUGCACAAACAUUUACUCUCAGGGAUCUCUCCAGAGCGACUUGCAAAGAAACAACCUUUUUUUUUUUGGGACAGUUUUUCUCUUGUGAACCAUGGUGUCAGCGGGAAUGCAGAUCUUGGGCAUCGCCCUCGCCAUCAUCGGCUGGAUCGGGGCCAUCAUCACCUGCGCUCUGCCCCAGUGGAAGGUCACGGCCUUCAUAGGCCAGAACAUCGUCACGGCUCAGACCACGUGGAAGGGCAUCUGGAUGGAGUGCGUGGUGCAGAGCACGGGCCAGAUGCAGUGCAAGGUGUACGACUCCAUGCUGGCUCUGGACUCGGACCUGCAGGCGGCCCGCGCCCUCACCAUCAUCUCCAUCCUCACCGGCAUCUUUGCCCUCCUCCUGGCCAUUGCGGGCGGCAAGUGCACCAACUGCAUCGAGGACGAGAACUCCAAAGCCAAGGUCUGCAUCGCAGCCGGCGCCAUCUUCAUCAUUUCUGGUGUCCUGUGUCUGAUCCCCGUUUGCUGGACGGCAAACACCAUCGUAAGGGAGUUCUACAACCCGAUGUUGAGCUCCUCAAUGAAAAUGGAGUUGGGAGCGUCGCUCUUCAUCGGCUGGGGGGCAUCUGCCCUCCUGAUCCUGGGAGGCGGGCUCCUCUGUGCCAGCUGCCCUCCCAAAGAUGACGGCCCUGUCAAGUACUCCGCUCCUCGCUCGUCUGCCCCAAAGGACUACGUCUGAGAGACUCUGCGCUUCACUUCUGAAGCCACAUUUAGAAAUGGUUUUCCACAGUGACUGUUGUUGUGUUCAGGAUGUAGUCCGACGCUUUCCUGCUGAGCUCCAGCGCUCCGUUUCAUCCUGAGGACGAGACACGCCCAAAGAACUGUAGCUGCAGCACAAAAUGUGUGAGAAGCGGGAAAGAAAAUGACGACGUAUGUUCGGGAACAGCUUUUAUUGUGUUACGUUCAUCCAUAGUAUUGCUAUUUUUUAUAUACUUUGCAUUUCAUUUUAUUCAUUUCCAUUAUUUGUACUCAUUUAAAUUUUGCAUUUCCAAGUGUCUGUAUGGAAAGACUCUUUUUGAUCCUGUAAAUAAAUGUCUUUUUUAUUGAUACUGAGA